Neltuma alba is the source of this 1393-nucleotide messenger RNA. RefSeq names its product disease resistance protein TAO1-like. Lineage: Eukaryota; Viridiplantae; Streptophyta; Magnoliopsida; Fabales; Fabaceae. The record is from RefSeq and is a predicted model, not a curated record. Gene Ontology annotation, molecular function: protein binding. Bases 56 to 1393 code for a protein of 445 amino acids. The transcript is spliced from 2 exons.
UUAUUAAUUAAAUAAUGUUGGUUUUCUUUUGCAGAAGUUUGAAUAUGUGACACAUAUGAAUUUCUCGCGGUGUGAAUUUAUAACAGAAGUACCUGAUAUGUCUCAUUUUCAAAACUUAAAAACAUUAAGCUUUCGCGAAUGUCGCAAUUUGAUCAAAGUUCAUGAUUCAGUGGGAUUUCUUUGCAAGCUAAUCAAAUUAGACGUUGGUAAAUGUACCCAACUUAAAAGCUUUCCAAGUGAAAUCAACAUGCCAUCUCUUGAGAUGCUCGUUCUUACUGAUUGCAAGAGUCUUGACUACUUCCCAAAUAUAGUUGGAAAUACGGAUGCACUUGGAAGUAUUUUUGCAGAUGGUAGCGCUAUGAAAGAGCUUCCAAAUAGCUUAUUCACGCUACAAAAUCUUAGCUUACUUAUGCUGGGAGGCCUUCGAUCUCAUGGUAGAAAAUCUUUGAAGAAACUACUGCAAGAGAGCCAACCAUUUGUCAGUUGCACUAACCUAGAGUGCUUGGAUCUCGGAAACUGCGGCCUAUUGGAUGAAGAUGUUUACCAUACUCUGAAAUGUUUUCAGAAUCUGCAAGACUUGGAUCUAUCAGGAAAUCAUUUUGCAUCACUUCCUGAGUGCAUUAAAGAGUGCGAUGAUCUAAUGAUGCUUGAAAUAAAUAAUUGUAAGAGACUAAGAGACAUACCAGAGUUGCCAUCGGGGUUGCGCCACAUAAAGGCAGAGAAUUGCACAGCAUUAACAACCGAGUCAAUAAGCCGUUUAUGGUUUCAGGCAAAAACCUUCUUUACUAUGCCAGCAACAACAUUUCCUGAUUGGUUCGACUAUUGCUGUGAAGGAGACACAUUGUCUCUUGGUGUUCGUGGGAAAAAUUUCCCUGCUCUUGUCAUUGCAAUUGAAUCGGGCAAAGCUAAGGCAAAAAGGAGUCGUCUCACCUUCCAAGUUUUUAUCAGAAUUAAUGACCGUAAAAUGUCAUGGACAAAUCACGAUGUUCCUUAUGCUCUUGGUCAAAGUAGAGAAUGUGAUGCGUUGGUUUUCUUUGGUAAGCAAGGUCAAGUGAUUUCAUUUGAUUUACUCCAGAAUUAUUUUGAUGAAGAAGAGUUGGAGGAGCUUAGUAAGUUUCUAGAAUUGGGUUGGAAUUAUGUGGAUAUACAAGUGAUGUGUGACUCGCCAAAUAUCUCCAUAAUUAAGAGUGGAGUUUAUGUUGAUAAGCAGCAAACAAGCAUGGAGAAUAUUCGUUUUGUGUCUCCCAGGGCUUUCAUGAAUAAUGCUUCAAGAACUUCACUGAAACGAAAAGUCAUAAGUUCCCCUCUUAAUGAACCAGCGAAGAAGCUCUUGAGACAUUUUAAGGCUACAGAUAAAGGAAAACUCGAUAACACCAAGAAAGGGACCAAGUGA